AUUUGCCGCCGCGAAUGAACAGAACGAUGGCUAAUACGCGGCCACCACAAUUGUUCCUUUUUUGUUUCCUGCUCAUCCAGGCGGGAUUCCAAAGCACACAAGCAGCUAAAUGCAGCACAGGAUGCACUAGUUCGAGUUCACUGUUCUCAUAUCAAGUAGGACAUACAUACGAAUAUGCCUUAGACAGUACACUAUCAGUAUUAUUAUCCGGAGGCGAUACUCAGGAAACAUCCCUCAAAAUCCAUGGUACCGUUCUGCUGAGCCAGUUGCCGAAUUGCGACCAACUUCUGCGAUUGCAGAAUGUCGUCAUUCAGUCGCCGGACAACAAGAAACACCCGGGCCUUGAAGAUAUCACCAAGCCCGUAAGGUUCAACUUCAACGAUGGUAAAGUUGAUACCCAAAUUUGUGCCGAACCAGGAGACAACCAGAAUUCUUUGAACAUCAAGAGAGCUAUUAUUAGUUUGUUCCAAGCAUCUCGAGGACCAACUGAAACUGAUGUUUUCGGCGUAUGUCCAACUCACACGUCAACCUCCAAAAAUGGUCCUGAAUAUAUCGUCACAAAAACACGUUCACUUAAUGAUUGUGCCCACAGAGAGAGCAUUCAACAAGGGUUCCUUACAACUACCUUCAACGACAACUCAGCUAUAAAAUCCACUCCACUUUUGAGUGGCGAAUAUAGCAGCGAACAAAAAUUCAAAGAUGGAAUUUUGGAAAAAGUCCAUGUUACUGAAAACUACCACUACAGACCAUUCUCCCCUGGCCGUGGAGGCGCCAAGUCUCAUGUUGUCACCCGUCUUACUUUCCAAAAGAAAUCAGCCGAAGCACCAGGAAGUCAAGUUAGCAAACCACGCACUAUCAUAUUCGAAAAUCCUCAUCUUGUUCCAGUAGGAACUAACUCUGAUAACAUCGUAAAUGUUUUGAAACAAACCGUGAAACAUAUUGAAAACCAUGUCAACAGCGCUUCUGCUCGAGAUUUUACCGACUUGAUCCGUGUAUUGAGGGUCAGCAAUAAGGCUGAUAUGCUUAAUGUUUAUGGACAAGUAAACUCAGGAGCUGGUUUCAAGGACAAGGAAACAGCCAAAAAAGUAUUUUUGGAUGCUUUGUUCCGUACCGGUACUGGAGAUUCCGUAGAAGUCGUCGUAGAAUUAAUCCUUCACAAGAGAUUAUCAGACAAAGAGCAAAAAUUGGCUUAUUUGAGUUUUGCCAACGCAAAACAUGUCACCGCCCCUUCAUUGAACGCAGUUGCUGACUUGUUGGAAAAAUCGGCACCUAGAGAAGCUUUACUCGGAAUUGGUAUUUUGGCUGGACACUAUUGCCGCGAACAUAGCUGUUCAGGAAAUGAGUUACAGAAGCUCAGUGACUCUUUUGCCAAAAAACUGGGUAAUUGCGCUGCAGGAUCAAGACAUGAAGAGGAUGUGGUUUUGGCAGCCCUUAAAGGUUUACGCAACAUGCAUCGAUUGGCAAGCUCUGCAGUUGACAAAGUGUCCCAUUGUAUUAAAUCUGAAAAUACACCAGUAAGGAUACGUGUCGCCGCCCUUGAGACAGUGCAAGGGGCCGCUUGCGAGAAAAAAUUGAUGAAAGAAGCAUUAGCCAUUUUGCAAAACAGAGACUUGGAUUCAGAAUUGAGAAUUGAAGCAUACUUGGCUUUGGUACAAUGCCCAACUGCCCAAUUUGCAAACGAGUUGAAAAACUUAUUGGAUACUGAAACGGUCAACCAAGUUGGAUCCUUCAUAUAUACGCACUUAAAUAACCUUAGAGCAUCAACCAACCCACACAGAGAAUUGGCAAGACAACACUUGGGUCUGAUACAUUCCUCUAAAAAAUUCCCAAUCGACUUCAGACGCUACUCAUCAAAUAGCGAGUUCUCCUAUUCCAUGGAUUCUCUUGGUUUGGGUGCCAGUGUUGAAAACAAUGUGAUUUAUUCCCAAAAGAGUUUCUUGCCCAGAUCAGCAAGCUUGAAUUUAACUGGAGAAUUAUUCGGCCACAGUUUUAACUUGUUAGAAUUAUCUGCUCGCCAAGAAAAUUUGGACCUAGUUAUCGAGCAUUACUUUGGACCUAAAGGAGUAUUUAGUGGAUCAUCACCACAAGAAGUUUUUGACAAAGCUAAGUCCACUGUUGAGGAAUUGCGCCAUGAAUAUAAAUCUCGCUUAGAUAGCGCAGGAAGAGGCAAGCGUUCCACUCGCCAAGAAGUUGAAGCUUUCCAAAGCAAAAACACGGAAAAAUACAAUUCGAAAUUGGAUUUGGAUUUAGACAUCAAAAUGUUUGGAUCUGAACUCUUUUUCUUGAGUUUAGGUGAUAAAGCUUCUCAUUUCAGUCCCAAGGCUUUAAUAAACGAAAUUUUCGACCAUCUUGAAAAAGGAGUUAAUAGCAUCAGAAACUUCAAACACAACUGCCACGGCAAUGUUAUGUUCUUGGACGUCGAAGUUGCAUAUCCUACAAACGUUGGAAUUCCCCUGAAAGUCAGUGUUACAGGUACUGGAACCAUGAAGUUGGAAACCAGUGGACAUAUUGAUCUCGACAGAAUAAUAAAAGAUCCUAAGAACGCCAAAUUUAAAUUGCUCUUCGUACCAAGCGCUAACAUUGAAAUCAUUGGAGCUUUGUCUGUUGAUGCUCAAGUAGUGAGCACUGGUUUAGAAGUCGUAGGUAACUUGCAUUCAUCAACCGGAACCGACAUUCAAUUCAAUAUGUUGAACAAUGGCAAUGGAAUUGACGUUAAAGUUGGAUUGCCCAUAGAGAAACAAGAAAUCUUCAGUGUCAGUCACAAAGUAUUAUUCUCAACCCAAGAAAGAGGUCACCCAGCUCACCUAACACCUUUGAAGUUCAACGUUAACAAGAAAGCCUACCACGGUUGCUUUGACCAAUUAAGUCCGUACGUUGGAUUAACUUUCUGUGGAGAUGCUGAUAUUUCUUUGUCUUUGCCAACUGAAGGUGGUCUCGCCUUCCCAUUCAAUGGACCAAGCACACUAUCAUUACGUAUUGAAAAAGAAGAUCUGCACCAAUACCAUUUCAGACUUCUUAAAAACUUUGACGAUCCUAAACAUCGCACUUUGGAAUUAUUAUUUGAUACACCUAACUCCAAAACUAAAAGAACCAUUUCAUUCAAUGUUGAUGCCAUGAUGGAACCCCAUAAAGUUUUGAAGGUAACUUUGAACUCCCCAAUUAGAAAUGCUGCACUAGAAGCUAAAGUUCUCGAAGGAGACAAAGAAGUUGGUGUUUCUGUGUCAUUAAGAAAUGGCGAAGAAGAAUACUACGCCAAGGUUGGAGCUGAAACUUCUGGUCCAUCUAACAAGAAGGCUUACAGACCACUCGUGGAAUUCAGAGCUCCACAAGCUGGCGGAGAUUCCAAAUAUAAAGUUGACGGUCAAAUUGUCGUCGAGCGAGGAGAUGGCUGGUCAAAAUACCACUUCGAGGGAAUUCAAGUUGCUAUUCCUGGACAAAACGCUCCUCUUCGUGUAGAAGGUUAUAUGGGUCACAAAGGAAAACAAGCAAUAGACGGAAACCUUAAAGUUUCACACGAAAAUAAGUUUGUUAGUGCUAAGGGUAAAUUAGAACUGUUCGAAGGAUUAAAUGGUAAAAUAACUGAUUUCGAAGUACAUAAUUCAUUCAAUCCACAUUUAGAUUUCCGUGUAAACUAUGAUUACGGAAAAAAAGAAGAUGAGCUCAAACACCAUUUGGUAUUAACUCAUGGAACUGAUCUUAACUCUAAAGAAAAUCGUUUAGAAUUAGAACAACAACUUAAAUAUAAAGAUGUAGGAAAUCCUAACUUCGACGUUUCUGCAAGAAAUAUCCUUACUUACCCAAUGGCCAAACUCAAUGUUAAAUUGGAUGGAGCUGUUUCUAAAAAGAAGGCUGAAUAUAAAUUAGAGGCUACAGAUGAUAAGUCAAAAUUAUACUCUCAUCUUAAGGCAUUAGUGAAUAAUAAACAUAAAGGAGAUUAUGACCUUGAUUUUAAGGGCCAGCUUAACGAGCACUAUUUGGUAGUGAAAUCAAAACGUAAUGUUGUCGACGAUAUUAAAUCUACAUACCAUUUAAAUAUGGACACUAGCAAUGGUGGCAAAUUAGACAUAAAUGGCAAAGUCACUUUUAAUUCUCCUAAAGAUUACGAAACUGCUUUCAAAGGAAUUUUGAAAGUCCCAGGCAAACCAAACACCUAUGACGCAGACUACGCUACUCAAUUUAAUGACAGAAAAGCAAAAUCUCACUUGAAAAUAACAGCCGAUAAUGCUCCAGUAGUUGACGUUGAUGUUGACGUUGAUCGUGUCCCCGAUUCAAAGGGAACUUUCAGGUUUAACGUAAAAGAUCUUGUGAACGCCAAGUCCGAAUUUACUAGUUCUCAAGGUAAAGGAUCAGGAUCAGCACUUGUGGAGCUCGUAAAAUUGAACAGAAAAUUCAAAGGAGAUGCCACAUUCAAUAUUGCUUCCCCAGUUUUCAACUUCGAUGGUAAUCUAUUCUAUGACGCCGACAAAGACAACUCUAAGAAAAUUCAUUUGUUCACUAACAAUGAAUUGGGCAAAGGAUUAAAAUCCAGCAACGUUCUUGAAGUUGGACAGUAUGUUACAAAACUUAACUUCAAUGGAGAAAAAACUGGUAACUUUUUCACUGGUACUAUGAAGGGUCAAUAUGAUUUGACAUUACCAAAUGGUUUCUACUUUGACGGAAAACUAUUCCGAGAUGUCAAACAUGACGGUAAAUCAACUAACGGCGAAGCCGAAGUCAGUUUAUCCUUUGCCGAGAAAAAGGGAGCCGAGCCUUACAAAUAUGAAGGAAAAGCUAAAAUUACCAUUGAUGACAUUACAAAAUAUUUGUUUGAUUACAAUGCUCAAGUCCAAUUAAGUGGCAAUAGCAAAAAGUAUUUGGAAUAUAAAGGCGCUUUCAAACACGCAAUGGCAGGAGGUCAUGGAUACAAAUUUGAUGGAGCUAUAUUUUUGGAUGGAACCUUUGUUUUAAAACCAAUCAAUUAUAAAACAAGUGCUGAAUAUGGACCAGAGAAAUUGAAAUAUACUGUUGAUGGCAAAUAUGGCGACUCUUGUCGUUUAUCUGUUAAUGGAGAUUUAGCAAAAUCAGAAGAUGGAGCUUCAAACAAAUUCUUUAUGCAAGGUGAUUUCAAUAAUGAACAAUUCAAACACUUUAAACUUGAACACGAUGGUUCUGUAAAACGACCCAGAGGAGAUCAUGAUGAUUAUGAGUUCAAAGUUUUUAAUGCUGCUACAUUAAACGACAAAACUAUUAAGGGUAAUGGCGAAUUAAGAGGUAAUAAGAACAAAGGCUCUGCUAAAGUUACUGUUGAAUUACCAAAUGAAGCUCCAUUUAGCAUCGGUACUACCUACGAGCAUAAUGACAAAAAAGAUGUCAAACAAUGUAAAGUUGGCUUAGAUGUAGUUUAUGCACAAGGUAAGGAAGUCAAGAUGAACGCACUCGUCAACUUUGUUCCUGGAACCGAUUUAGAUGUACACCUGACCGUAUCUACACCUGUAGAUAAUGCCCGCAACAUUGAUCUCAAGCUCUUACAUAAAAAACAAAAGGAGAGCAAAGCCACGCAUACUGAAAUCAGUUUGCAGGCUGAUCAAAGAAAAUACGGAGCAGUUGUUGACUUAGACUUGAUUGAAACUGCGCCAUCUUUAGAUGUCAAAUUUGUUUAUCCAGAUGGCAAAAAAUCUCGAUUCAUAUCUAAAUUUGAACGUUUGGGCGAAAGAAAAGUAAAUGGCGAGCUUAAAAUCGAACAAGUUUAUGACUUCAAUUUACACGCCACUGGAGACGCAGAUUGUGAGGACGUAGAAAAAUGCUUGAUUAGGGUACAUGUUGACUCACCAAAGUUGAACUUGAAUGAUAUACAUUUGACAAUUGAAAGUAAAAAAGGAGGCUCGGGUAACAUCGUUGAAGUUUCUGCUAAAUCUGGCGAUAAAAACAUUGUGAGUGGUUCAACUACAUUCCAAAAGAAACAAGAGCAAGGCAAAUAUAUAGUUGAAGGAUCUGGAACCGUUACAGUAAAAGAAACACCCCACUCUGCUAAUUUCAAGUACAUGUAUAACAACGUCCGUGAAGAUAAUGAAAAGGGAGUACAGAUGGUUUUGAAUGCGGGCUAUGGACAAAAGAACGUUGUUGUAGAUUUGAAACUUACCAACAAACAAUUUAGAAUGGCAAAUUCAUACUGUGAACCAAAACAAGAAUGUGCACACAUCGACUUGAGUUCUAUUGUUAAAAAUGAAGAUAUUAACGUUUUGGACCAUGAACUUGAAGUAAGCAUCGAUUUGCGCAAACUUGGUCUAUCUCAUGAGUUUGGAUUGAAAGCUACCACACACUUACGUGAUCUGGUUCUCGACCAUACCGUUGAUAUGCACUUCCACUCGCAAGAUAAAGCAAAUACCAAUAUAGUGUAUACGUACAUCCCAAAAAUGCUGGUGUCACUUUGACUCUACCACAGAGAGUUAUUGCUCUUGAAGGAAAUCUCGAUAUUCCACGACCUAACGCAAUUGGUCCAGUGAAUGGAGAACUUUCACUUUAUCUGAAUAAACUUAA
Messenger RNA from Ctenocephalides felis (cat flea), 6516 nucleotides. Its product is annotated as apolipophorins-like. The record is from RefSeq and is a predicted model, not a curated record. Bases 15 to 6410 code for a protein of 2131 amino acids. Gene Ontology annotation, biological process: lipid transport. The transcript is spliced from 29 exons. Gene Ontology annotation, molecular function: lipid carrier activity. Lineage: Eukaryota; Metazoa; Arthropoda; Insecta; Siphonaptera; Pulicidae.